AGCAGAGAGUCGAGGCGAGAGAGGGUGAAAACUUGUGAAAGGCAGGCAGAAUGAGUAGCAGUGGCGGCAGCCUGAGGAGCAUGCUGGCGGCAGCGGCCAUAAGAGGAGUAACAGAGGCGAGGGCGAGGAUAUUUGGUCACGUUCUGAAUCCAACAGGACAGAGAUCGCCUCACAAGGUACUCCGUAAGAAGCUCAUCGGCGAGAAAGUUGCUCAGUGGUACCCUCAUGACAUCAAGAAGGACGACCCACUUGUCAUGGCCCGUCAGGAACAAGAGCGCUUAUCUAAACUAGAAAUGUUAAAGCGUCGUGGAAAGGGUCCACCCAAGAAGGGCCAAGGAAGACGUGCUGUUAAACGUAGCAAGUAGAAGUAACCCCUUUGGGUGCUUUUUGAUUCAUCGUAUUCUUUUUAGUUUGAGAAUAUUGGUGAAGAGUGAAAUUAUGUCUGUCAGCUGUGAGAAUCUACUAAAUGGUAAUUGAGCUUCAUUUCCUACCAUCUCUAUAGAUGUUGUACUUUGUCCAUGCAAUGGAAGAAAUAAAUGUUGGUUUUUUUUUAUUAUUAUUAUUUUUUUAAAAUUCAGCCUUGUUCAUAUUUUUCAAUUGAAAUGAAUCAUAAGUCUUUGCUUUAAAA
Messenger RNA from Telopea speciosissima, 628 nucleotides. Its product is annotated as 28S ribosomal protein S33, mitochondrial-like. Lineage: Eukaryota; Viridiplantae; Streptophyta; Magnoliopsida; Proteales; Proteaceae. The transcript is spliced from 2 exons. The record is from RefSeq and is a predicted model, not a curated record. Bases 51 to 365 code for a protein of 104 amino acids. Gene Ontology annotation, cellular component: mitochondrion.